GUUCCCCAGCUGCCUGUCAAAAACGCUGCUACGAGGCAGGAAAUAGUUCGGAAUCAUUCCCAGUUCCAACUUUGUGCCGAGCGCAUAUCCCAGUUCCCUGUCGAAUAAAUAAAAUUCUGCCUUCAAUCAAUAACAAACGAAUCGAUGAGAAUGUCUACGUUCAAGAUCUUGCUGAUCUUCUGCUGUUGCAGGUUGCAGGUUGACGGCCCAGCAUGCAGGCAGAAUGCAGCAAUUGGCUUUGGGGAUAGCCGGAUGUGGAAUUGACUUUAAGGAUAUGAAAAUGGCACAUCAAAUGGGCGAGCACGAAGCCAAACGGAAGAGCUUAAGUAAACCAUACAAAAAACAGUCCCCAAAAUAAAAGAGAGUACAAAAACAACAGCAACACAAAAGCAACACUGCCGGAACAACAGCAGCACAAUAGCAACAAAAGCAGCCUCAAAUCAGCAGAAGGAAGUCGCAACAGAGCGAAAAGAAAAGAAAAGUGAAAGCCAAAAGCCGAAAGCCGAAAGCCCAAAUUGUAAAUGCUCCGUGUAAACACUUGAAAGCUCGUUAGGAUAAUACAUCCUGUGCCUGACACACACACACACUGGGAAAAGGAAGAGCGGCGGCAGGUAGGGAGACGCUGAUGAGGGCAUCUCGUUGUGUCACGAUGCGCUGCCAACAGUGUCUGAGUAGCCACCAUCAGGACAAGCUGAAUCAGCAGCAGCAGCAGCAGCAGCAGCAUCACUGCCAGCACACCCACACACACACAAGCACAGGAGACACACAGCAGGUAGAGCAGCAGCAGCAGCAACAGCAGCAGGACGAGUGCCCGUUUCAGGCCAUUGCCAUUGCAUAGUCGCGCUUCCGUUUCCGUCUGCUCACUCGCUUGCCUCAUUUCCGCUGCGGCUGCAAUUAAGCGAAAUAACCCCCGAAAAAGCAGCAACAAAAUGGCGCACGAGACAAACUUUAAUGAUGCACUCGACUACAUUUACAUCGCCAACACGAUGAAUGAUAAUGCCUAUCUCAUAGCCGAACCCCAACCCGAUCUACCCGAUGACGACCACGACAAGGAGCAAGAGGAUGAGGACGAUGAUGAAAAGUCGCUGGAGGUGCAGGACACAAACAACAAUAAGCAGCGAAAACAUUACUACGGCUCUGUGCCCAAGAAGAGAAAACAUUUUCCGAGCACCCUAGGCAUGAGUCCGCCUACCACCGACCAUACCGCCGCCCCUACCUCACCCCUGACCACAGCCGCGCUGGCGGCAGCAGCUGCCAGUGCCUCGGUGGCCGCCGCAGCAGCCAGGAUCACAGCCAAGGCUGCACACCGAGCACUGACCACCGCAGGAGGAUCCCUCAAUGGCAAGGAGGUAGCCAUGGCGACGGCAACGGCAACAGCAACAGCAACGACGCUCCAGCUCAUUGAUCUGGACAACAAUUAUACGAAUGUGGCCGUGGGCCUGGGGGCAAUGCUGCUCAAUGACACACUGCUCCUGGAUGGCAUCAGCAGCAGCAGCAGCAACAGCAACGACUCAAUGCUGGGCCUCUUCGGUGUGAUGGUGAAUCAGAGCGGGCAACUGGAUACGGCCAAUGGCAAUGGCACGGCCAUCAAUGUGACGACAAGCGAAGUGGCCGAGGAUGAUUUCACGCAUCUGCUGCGAAUGGCAGUGACAUCGGUGCUGCUUGGACUGAUGAUACUGGUGACCAUCAUUGGAAAUGUGUUUGUUAUAGCUGCCAUCAUACUGGAACGAAAUCUGCAGAAUGUGGCCAACUAUUUGGUGGCCUCACUGGCCGUUGCUGAUCUGUUUGUUGCCUGCCUGGUGAUGCCCCUGGGAGCUGUAUACGAGAUCAGCCAGGGCUGGAUACUUGGACCGGAGCUGUGCGACAUUUGGACAUCCUGCGAUGUGCUCUGCUGCACUGCCUCCAUUCUGCACUUGGUGGCCAUUGCCGUGGAUCGCUACUGGGCGGUGACCAACAUUGACUACAUCCAUUCGAGGACCAGCAACCGGGUCUUCAUGAUGAUCUUCUGUGUGUGGACGGCGUCGGUGAUUGUCUCGCUGGCGCCGCAAUUUGGCUGGAAGGAUCCGGACUAUCUGCAGCGCAUCGAGCAGCAGAAGUGCAUGGUCUCGCAGGAUGUGUCCUAUCAGGUUUUUGCCACCUGUUGCACGUUCUAUGUGCCGUUGCUGGUUAUCCUGGCGCUUUAUUGGAAAAUCUAUCAAACGGCCCGCAAACGCAUUCAUCGUCGACGACCGCGGCCGGUCGCUGCGGCUGUCAAUAAUAAUCAGCCGGAUGGAGGUGCGGCAACAGAUACAAAACUUAAUCGACUGCGUCUACGCCUUGGAAGAUUCUCAACAGCCAAGACCAAGAGCGGAAACCUAGCAGGAGGAGCUGGUGGCGCUGCGGCAGUAGGAGCAGGAGGAGGCGGCGGAUCCACUGGCACGGCCCUGUGCCUGGUCGAAGGCAACUCGACAAAUACGGUCAACACUGUGGAGGACACCGAGUUCAGUAGCUCGAAUGUGGAUAGCAAGAGUCGUGCUGGCGUCGAGGCACCCAGCUCAUCGGGCAACCAGAUAGCCACCGUCUCCCACCUGGUUGCCCUGGCCAAGCAGCAGGGCCAGGCGGCAACAAAGUCGGUGGAGAGCAAUGGCGCUGUAGAGAUUGGCUGCGGCGGGGAGCACGAGCCAGCAGCCACAACCGCAACAUCAGCAAUGCCGGCGGUGGCCACGGGCAUCACAGCAUCAGCAGCAGCAGCAGCAGCAGCAGCGCCAGCAACGGCAGCCGCAUCCCCCACAGCAACAGCAGAAGCAGCAGCAGCAGAUGGGGAAUACUGCGAAGAGGGCAAGGCGAAUGGCUCGGGGGCUGCCGUGGAGGUGCUCGAGGAUCCUCAACUGCAGCAGCAGCUGGAACAAGUGCAGCAACUACAAAAAAAUAGCAAAUCCGGUGGCGGCGGCGGUGGUGGGGGGGCGAGCACUUCGAAUGCCACAACGAUUACAUCAAUAUCAGCACUGUCCCCACAGACGCCCACAACGCCGACAGUGGGUGGCGGCCCUGGGGCACAGCAGGCGGCCGGUCCGAUGACGGCCAAAACCAGUACGCUGACAAGUUGCAACCAGGAACAUCCGCUGUGCGCCUCCACCAGCUCCAUGCCCGUGACGCCCGAGCCGCGAUCCAAACAGCACCCGGGCUCUGCUCAUCCCGCGGGGCAACAGCAGCAGCUGUCGAGCAUUUCCAAUCCCAUGCAGAAGGUGAACAAGCGCAAGGAGACGCUGGAGGCGAAGCGCGAGCGGAAGGCGGCCAAAACACUGGCCAUCAUCACGGGCGCAUUCGUGGUCUGCUGGCUGCCCUUCUUCGUGAUGGCCCUGACGAUGCCCCUGUGCGAUGCAUGCCAGAUCAGCGACAGCGUGGCCUCGCUCUUCCUCUGGCUGGGCUACUUCAACUCCACCCUGAAUCCGGUCAUCUACACCAUCUUUAGUCCGGAGUUCCGGCAAGCCUUCAAGCGCAUUCUAUUCGGCGGACACCGGCCAGUCCACUAUCGCAGUGGGAAGCUUUAGAUAGUGCACGCGAAGAGGCGAAGACGCUUCUGCUAAGCCGGCAAGUGGAUGCAGGUCUUGCCUCUUCGGCGGUACACAACAGAUAUUCGGGGGGGGCAGAGAGCAGAAAAACAAAUUGUAUACUCAAAGAGGACUUACGAUGACUUACGAUGGAUGCAUAAACCCAAAACCCAAUCCCUAGAACAUAAGAGGGUGUAAAUAGUUGAGCUAAAUGUGGUUAAUUUAAUGUUUAAACGUUUAUGUUCUACCUAUGCAAGUACGAGUACUUACUAUAAUUCUAGUUAAAUCGCUGUUAGAACUAGCUACAAUUUGUAAAUGCCAAGUGGAGACUGUUUUUGGAAGCAAAGUGAAGCGUUGAAUUGAUUGAAAUGCCACCAAGAAAUACAAAAAUCAAUAGAUAUAUAAUCAAAAUAAUUCGUUUUAAGCGGUUAAUCCCCCCCAUAGGCCAGUAAAUAUAAACAUAAACAUAUUUGUACACUUAGAGCUCUCUAAUUCCUAAACUUUGUAUGUGUGUUUUGAACUUGAUGUGAGGUAUCCUCGUAUAGGUAUUGGCCAUAAAUCUAUAGCUAAUAGCGUUCGUUCCCUCUCUCUCGCUGGAACGUGUAUGAUUGGAAUCGUUAUAACUGAAGCGAGUACUCGAUUAUGUAUAUUAUUAUGGCUAUAUAAUAAUAGAGACAUUCAAUGUGUGCAAUGAUCUAGGCCAUCGGCUAUGCAUGUUAGGCUUAAGAGAAUUUGUUGAGCCUCCCACUAUACGGUACUGUAAUAUCGAUAGAUUGUAAUGCAAGAAUCAGUUUAAAUGAAAUUUAAACGUAUUGUUAAAGCCACACCUAGGUAAAUCACUUGUGUACAUUUAACGUUGUUGUAUUAUGACUAAUACUAAGUGCGAGUUGGUUAUUGUGGGCAAGGAUUUCUUUGAAUAAGAUGGCAUAUUGUUAGCAUAUUGUUCGCCUGCCUGUCUCGGGCAGCGAAGACCUGUAAUAUUUGGAGAGCAAACUACUUUCGGGAAAAAUGGGUAACACAUAAUUAGCAAAACAUACAAGAAACCAGACGGACGCGCGCAAGACAGCAGACAGACGCGACAUACAUUAUAGUUAAGAUUAAGCGAAUAUCACAAUAUUUUACAAACUACUCGAAACCGAAAUCAAAACUCUAUGAAAUCUUUAAGCAGAAACCAUUUCUUAGCCACUAAGUGUUUAUCCGAUACAUACUUGUGUGUCGUCUAUCUAUAUGGAUGUAACAAUAAAAGUCCAAAGUCAAGUCCGACUUGUGCCAUGCCAAGGAAUAGUUCUGAACAACACCCACACAACUUAUCCAGUCAAAAACUUUCUACUUCAUUUCGUUUGAGUUGAUUUCAAUGAUUAACUUUCAUUUCAAACAUUGGCGCGCAUUUAGGAGAGAACUAUUGCUUGGCAUGAGAGACAAUUGUGACUUGGAGCCACUCACUCAUCAUCAAAAACAGGCAUAAGUUAUACUAACAAACUACUAUUAACUAACAUUGGCUGCAAAUUAAAUAAAACUUCAAUUUCAUUCAAA
This is a messenger RNA of Drosophila guanche, 5063 nucleotides long. It is a transcript of the gene 5-HT1A, whose product is annotated as 5-hydroxytryptamine receptor 2A. Gene Ontology annotation, molecular function: G protein-coupled amine receptor activity. Gene Ontology annotation, cellular component: membrane. Gene Ontology annotation, biological process: adenylate cyclase-activating adrenergic receptor signaling pathway. NCBI's taxonomy places the organism in Eukaryota, Metazoa, Arthropoda, Insecta, Diptera, Drosophilidae. The transcript is spliced from 12 exons. Bases 930 to 3530 code for a protein of 866 amino acids. The record is from RefSeq and is a predicted model, not a curated record.